Molecule: messenger RNA, 2834 nt
Organism: Fusarium redolens
Lineage: Eukaryota; Fungi; Ascomycota; Sordariomycetes; Hypocreales; Nectriaceae
Exons: 2
Coding region: 265-2379 (704 amino acids)
Biological process (GO): chromatin remodeling; regulation of transcription by RNA polymerase II
Cellular component (GO): nucleus; nuclear chromosome; SWI/SNF complex
Molecular function (GO): transcription coregulator activity
Source: RefSeq, a predicted model, not a curated record
AAAUCCUCCCGUCCCAGCCUGCACCAACAUUGGCAACUGAAGUUAGCAAAUCCUCAAGCCUCGUUGCCUCACGCUUUUUACCUUUAGUCUUUCACCCAACAACGUCGAUUCCACUGGCUAAGGACAACAUCUAGACAAGACAUCCAACUAUCCGCCGUGUACUAAACACAAAAGUUGUAAACUCUCCCUUGUUCCCUUUCCAACGCGGCAGUUCCGCUGCGCCGCGACCCGCGACCGCGAUCCGCGCCCCGUUGCCGUCUGAAUAUGGCCGCUCAGCCCUCCGCGUCAACGUCUUCGGCGCCGGCCACGGGCUCGGCUGCCACAGGCGCAGAUAAGGAUGUGUCCUCCUCAAACUCUUCCAGUAAUAUGCCUGUACGCACGAAGGAGUCCUUCGAUAAACUCAUGGUCGAGCGGUACAUCACGCGCGAUGCCAUCGCCGCCGCAGCGCUCGGCGGUCAGCUCGAUCAGACACGCAAAAUAAUGAGCGACACGCGCGACAAGAUCCAGGAAUACCGCCAGGUUCGCACCGAGUAUCGUCAAUGGUUCCCUCCGUCGAGACUCUACGGCGAGGGCUACAAUGGCUUCGCCAAUGGAUACACAGAGAACCAAGGUCCCUCACGAAUCAUUUAUCCCUCCCAGAAGCCCCGACCUGGCCAACGAACGACGCCACCUCUCAAGUACAAGCGCAAGGAUAUGCUGAAGCAGGCCGAGCAGCAUGAGGAGCUGGUCCCGUUGCGUUUGGAAGUUGAAUGGGAUAAGAUCAAGUUGCGUGAUACCUUUACCUGGAAUUUGCACGAGAGGCUUCUGCAGGUUGAAUUAUUCGCCGCGCAACUUGUUGAAGAUAUGGGUCUAAAACCCCCAGCGUCUCAACCGGUAUACGAGCAGGUCGUGCAUCAAAUGCGGGAGCAGCUCAAUGACUUUUACCCGUUGGUAUAUUCAGAAGAUGAUGCGCUUGACCCCGAGCUCCCCUAUUCGGCAUACAAAAACGACGAGAUGCGAAUCCUCGUCAAGCUGAAUAUCACGAUUGGCCAGCAUACCCUUGUUGACCAAUUUGAAUGGGAAAUCAAUAACCCGUCAAACUCGCCAGAGGACUUUGCUGCCAACAUGGCUCGAGAUCUGUCCUUAUCUGGCGAAUUUACAACGGCCAUCGCACACUGUAUUCGAGAGCAGACACAACUUUUUACGAGAAGUUUAUAUAGCGUUGGCCAUCCGUUCGACGGUCGACCAGUUGAAGACCCUGAUCUUGUCGGCGCAUUCCUCCAGACACCUCUCCCCACUGUCUUCCGACCGCAACAGCAGGCCAAGGAAUACGCACCAUAUCUCUACGAACUCAGUGAAGCCGAUCUGGAGCGGAACGAGACGAUAUUCUCCCGUGAGCAACGUCGCCAGAAGCGAUCGAUCAACAGAAGAGGAGGCCCCCAGCUGCCCGAUCUCAGAGAAAGGCAAAGAACCAUUCGAACGUUGGUCGUCUCUUCUGUUUUGCCUGGGGCUGCAGCUACCAUUGACGAGAGUAGACUUUACAAGAGGGCUGCCGGCCCAAGGGCGAAGCGCGUUGUACGUGAUGGAGAGAUCUCGGAUUCAGAUGAUAGCGACGAUUCAGCUCCUGAUUCACCCGCCCCCUCACAAAUCACGGGUGGUACUGCUCGAACACGAGGCAUGCGCGGUGCUGCAUCUGCAGCUCAGCAAAGAAUGGCCAAUCUCGGCAGGUCUGAAACCCCAGAAUCAAGUGCGAUCACACAUCACCACGAGACUAGGACCUCCCGCCGGUUCAGAGAGGAAACAGAAGAGCCGUCGCAGUUGAUCGUAACACUCAAGCUCUCCCGCGACAAGCUGAGGCGGUUGAUGAACCGCGACUACUCAGACUUGAGGCCACCAUCUCAGACACCAGUCUCCUUCCCACGAGCACCCAGCGCCUCUGCUCCCUCGAGAUCCAUGCCACCGCCACCUUCGACCCCAUCCAGCGCUACUCCUCACGCCUCAGCAACUCCAUCCUCGUCCCUCCCGCCAGGCCAACUUGGCCGAUUACCGGCUCCUCCGACAGUCCCUGGACAGUCUUCUCACAUGCCAUCACCCCCGCCCCCUGAAUGGCUUGUCAAUGCCCUCAAAGAAUUAGAGAAGACGUAUAACCGUGGCGAUAGGUUUGAGGCCACGAUGAAGUACUCCUACCUGCACCCCGUGACAGAGCUACCUAUCCAAGGCCAGCCUCUGCCCGAAGGUGUGAAAUAUGCCUGGCUGCCGCGUAUCCGCUGCCUUGAUUGUACAACUAAGCUCUAUACACCUGGCCCAGAUAUGACGGUCAAGAAGUUCGAGACCCAUCUCGAGUUUUCAGGGCACAAGAAUGCUGUUGCUAAGCGCGUGGCGAGGGAGGCCAAUCCUUGAGUUCCCGAUUCAUCAUGCAGGCGUUUCUUAAACCGCAUGUGAAACAGAGAUUUCGCCACUGCAUGCAUACCUUACUACUAGGCCCUUUUCUCUUAGGCCGUAUCUUGCUAGAUGUCAAAGGGGCGUUGGUUCUUUUCAAUUUUGCUUUGCCUCGGAUUGUAUCACUUUCAAAGACAGAGAUUUAGUGACUGGCUGAUUUUGAUCAUUGUUUUGUACAUAAAGCUUCGAGUUCUGUGAGCGCAGAAGGGAAUGCCGGGGUUAUGAGGAACCGACGAAACGAACAGCUGUCUCUUCCUCCCUCCAGGUUGGUCUAUUAUUCAUUUUGGAGUCUACGGGAGAACUGGGCGCUGUACAGCUGGGCUAGGACACGGAGUGGAAUGUCAAUAUUAGAGCAUUUGCUUCUUACAUGUUUUGCAUACCUGACAUGUACAGAAUUGACCUUUUUAAGUACAGAC